Brienomyrus brachyistius is the source of this 4863-nucleotide messenger RNA. It is a transcript of the gene camk2g1, whose product is annotated as calcium/calmodulin-dependent protein kinase (CaM kinase) II gamma 1. Gene Ontology annotation, biological process: protein phosphorylation. The record is from RefSeq and is a predicted model, not a curated record. The transcript is spliced from 22 exons. NCBI's taxonomy places the organism in Eukaryota, Metazoa, Chordata, Actinopteri, Osteoglossiformes, Mormyridae. The coding region runs from base 124 to 1836 and encodes 570 amino acids. Gene Ontology annotation, cellular component: neuron projection; cytoplasm. Gene Ontology annotation, molecular function: calmodulin binding; calcium/calmodulin-dependent protein kinase activity; ATP binding.
CAGCACCACUCCCCUCCCUUUCCGUGUCUGUUCCUCUCGCUUCGCUGUCAGCGCACGAUAACUCGUAUCUCCUCCCGAAACCUGAGCGCCGGUGUCCCCCCCCUCCCCGGCCCCGCACGCAACAUGGCUACGAUCGUCACCUCCACCAGGUUCACGGACGAGUACCAGCUUUACGAGGAGCUCGGGAAGGGUGCUUUCUCUGUGGUCCGCAGAUGCGUGAAGAAAUCCACCGGGCAAGAAUAUGCUGCUAAAAUUAUCAACACGAAGAAACUUUCGGCGAGGGAUCAUCAGAAACUGGAGCGUGAGGCGCGGAUCUGCCGGCUGCUCAAGCAUCCCAACAUCGUCAGACUCCAUGACAGUAUCGCUGAAGAAGGCUUUCACUAUCUCGUCUUUGACCUUGUCACUGGCGGUGAGCUGUUUGAGGACAUCGUGGCCCGAGAGUACUACAGCGAAGCUGAUGCCAGCCAGUGCAUCAGUCAGAUUCUGGAGAGCGUCAAUCACAUCCACCAGCAUGACAUCGUGCACAGGGACCUCAAGCCAGAGAAUUUACUCCUGGCCAGUAAGAUGAAGGGAGCCGCAGUGAAGCUGGCGGACUUCGGCCUGGCAAUCGAGGUGCAGGGGGAUCAGCAGGCGUGGUUUGGUUUUGCAGGCACUCCUGGUUACCUCUCUCCAGAGGUCCUCAGGAAGGACCCAUAUGGCAAGCCUGUCGAUAUCUGGGCCUGUGGUGUGAUCCUUUAUAUCCUGCUUGUGGGAUAUCCCCCUUUCUGGGAUGAAGACCAACAUAAACUCUACCAGCAGAUCAAAGCGGGUGCUUACGAUUUUCCCUCCCCGGAGUGGGACACCGUUACCCCUGAGGCCAAAAACCUCAUUAACCAGAUGCUAACCAUCAACCCGGCCAAAAGGAUCACAGCUGAGCAGGCCCUCAAACACCCGUGGGUCUGUCAACGCUCCACUGUGGCCUCCAUGAUGCACCGUCAAGAGACUGUUGAGUGCCUACGCAAGUUCAACGCUCGGAGGAAGCUGAAGGGAGCCAUUCUCACCACCAUGCUGGUGUCCCGAAACUUCUCAGUGGGCCGGCAGCAUACCAGCCCUGCUGCUGCCACCACCAGCACUGCCGCGCUGGCACAGGAAGCUUGCAAAAGCUUACUCAACAAGAAAUCGGAUGGAGUCAAGCCGCAAUCAAACAACAACAAAAACAAUGUAGGGGGCGGAAACAAAGACGGCGGCUCUUCAUCCGUCCCCAUGGAGCCUCAAACCACUGUUGUUCACAACCCUGCUGAUAGUGUCAAGGGCUCCACCGAGAGCUCCAACACCACAGAAGAGGAGGAGAUGAAAGCUAGUAAAGUGUCGGGGCACGGGGCCAGCUGCGACAGUGCCGUGAUGAGCCAGUGCAGCGCCACUGAAGAGCCGCCAAUGCAGCGUCUGCUGGCCACUCGGAAGCAGGAGAUCAUCAAGAUCACAGAACAGCUGAUUGAGGCCAUCAACAAUGGAGACUUCGAGGCUUAUACGAGAAUAUGUGAUCCUGGCCUGACCUCCUUCGAACCGGAAGCGCUUGGGAACCUCGUGGAGGGAAUGGACUUCCACAAGUUCUACUUUGAGAACUUGUUGAGUAAGAACAGCAAGCCGGUGCACACCACCAUCCUGAACCCGCACGUGCACCUGAUCGGCGAGGACGCCGCCUGCAUCGCCUACAUCCGCCUGACGCAGUACAUCGACAGCCAGGGCCGGCCUCGCAGCUGCCAGUCGGAGGAGACGCGCGUCUGGCGUCGCCGCGACUCCAAGUGGCUCAACGUGCAUUUCCACUGCUCUGGGGCACCAGCUGCACCCCUACAGUGAACUCCCAGCAGGCAGCUCGCCUGAUUUCUUAGGGAGGCUGGAGCACUUCGUCUCCAAAGUUGGAUCGGCGCCCAAGGCUGGUUGGAGAUGACGUCUCAGCGUUAAACAAAAAAAAAAUUGAGGGAAAUAAAGUUAAAAAAAAAAAAUAUAUACAAAUGUAGAAACCACCUGAGAGCAGCACCACUAAUCCAGUGUAAUCCUAGGCUAGUCAGACGGUGGGGGCCAGUUGCCGUGGCAGCUCGGCCUUGGGGGUCAGUGCAUGCACCUGCUGCCCACAAGGGGGCGCCGAGUCGCCCCUUUUCCACGGAUCCAGCUUCCUUGCCCGUUUACAAUGUCCAGAAGGUGUGUUAAAAUAUAUCUUAAAUUACGUUUAUAUAUGCAUAAAAUUACUAUAAUAAUGAUAAUGAGUUGUGUAAGACAAACAUUUGUGUAAGUAAACAUAGGAGAUGCAGAAAGUGACGUUCAGACUGAAACAGGAAAAAAAUGCACACAAACCUGAAAUUUUUGAAUGUAUAUUUCAGGCUUUGGACGCAACUCUUCACGUGUGAUAGGGUGUGUAUUCUUAGACAAAAUAAGUGAGUCUCAGAAUUUGAAGCACCAAAGUCUAGACUUUAGGCAUUUAAAACAUUUUAAUGUUAGUUUUUUUCUUCGGAAGAGUGGGACAGAUUCUUUUCGUACCUGGCUGCGUGUUUCUCGAACUCUUGAGUUAUUGUAUUUCGGGGUUUUUCUGUUUCCAGCAAAAUAAUUUUUAAAAGGGGGAUAUUUUUAAUUUAAACUACAUAUUAUGUAUUUAUGUAUGUAGGCAUGUGUAUGUAUGUGUAUGUACACACAUGCAAGUAUAGAUGUUAUGUAAAUAUAAGAGCGAAAAGUGAAAUUUGAGUUUCACUUUCAGGGUUUAAGAAAAGAGUUUUGUGUCUUUGUACUGUCUGUAUGAAAAACCUCCCCUUCUGCUGCUUACUAGGCAAAAAAAUAUAUAUGUACACAAAUAUGUGUGUGUGUGUGUGUAUAUACAUAUAUAUUUUAAAAAAAGGCACAAAGACAGAACUCUAAACCUCCGCUGGGUUGGGGUGUCUCACUGCACCAGCUCCCUUCCCGGCCACACUUGAAGUUGCAGAAUGUGCACUGUGUUCCGCGCUGAGGAUGGAAGCCCUUAGGGAGCUCAGGGGUCACUGGGGCCGCAGAGCGACUCUGACCGUCACUCGAGCCGUUUCUGUCCAGGCAGAGCUGCACGCAGCUCUCGUGCCGUCCCGCGCAGACCUUCAUUUCCGAACCCCAAACUGAUGCCAUUUUGGGCAAUUUAAAGGGAGAGGUUUUCCUUUUGUUUAUUUUUUUAAUGGCGCGAACUGUUUAGCAUGCUCGCUUUGAGACUCGAUACUGUUACGUUCACUGUAGGUGGACAUUCUGCAAUUUCAGGUUGGCCUUUCCCUGCGGGGGACUUGGGGAACGGGGGACUCCAGACCGUUGAUUUUUCACCCCACCUCGUCGUGCGUCAGUCUGCCCCUUUGGGUGGUGUUGCUUUUGUUGUCCCGUGACAUUUGUUUCGCCCAGUGUCUUCUAUUGCUGACCCUGUCAGGCCGGUUAAGGACCGUACACUGUUCCUGCUCGGGUGGGGAAUGUGCUCGUGGUUACUUGUCACAUGAUCUGAGGUUUCACAGGGUGAUUAUUCAAGUGUAUGUUUCAAGCAAGGGUUUAGUCUGUUGAUUUUUAUCGUUCCUGUUUGUGGUGCUUGUGGCAGUGGUGUUCUCGUGAUGUCUCGUAUAUUUUUUUUUCCUAAAAGUAGUUGUGGAAUUGGAUAAGAACGUUCAAGCCCAGGGUAUUUUGUAGGGAGGGAGUCAAACACACACACACACACAGAUACAGACAGCGACAGACACACACACACUCACAGACACAUGGGAACGGUACCCAUGAAUCUGUAGUAUGGUUACAGAUAUCAAACGGCACAGUAUACUGGUGUGUGAUCCGAGUGGGAGAAUGAGAGGGAGAGAGAGAGACACACACACACACACACACACACACACAAGUUUGCACAGACUACAAGCGGGGCUGUAUAUCAAGAUGAAACAGCCAGCCAAUCAGUUAGUCCGGAUCUUCCAGGAGGGUUUGCUGAUUGGAGGAGCAGUAUGUUUUCAGUAUAGGCCAAUGGGAGAGAAUUUACAAACAGAGGUGGGUGGUGAGGGACAAUUCCCCAAAAAUGAAGAACUUCUGCAACAACAUUUUCUAUAGAUAUAUAAAUUGUGACACUGUGCCUCCCCCCCCCGCUCCCCGCCUUGUUCUGCAUUCUCGCGCCCCUGUGUAACUCGCUGUCCAGCUCGUCAUAUCACUGCCGUAUCGCGACCCACGUGACGUACUCUAAAAUGUCAGUAUAUCCCCUCCUGGAUUGAUGUAUGCUGUAGGGGCUGGCUGCCUCGUCCAGCCACACAGGGUUCACUGUAUGUAUGUAGGCGUGCAAGGCCAAGGAUUCUGCGUGUGGAUGACAAUUAGCUGUUGCAGUUCACUGCAAAGCCAAUAGGCGGAACAAGAGACACUAAUCGAGGGUAGUAAAGUACACAACUGGCAGUGCAAUGCCAGUGCUCAGCUUGUUUGCAGUGUACUCAAUCUUGAUUAUUAGAAGCCACACAGAUUAUUAAGAAAAAAAAAUAUAUAUGCAGUUUUACAAAAAGGAAGAUAUAUGCAUGUGUACUUUCUGGUUAAAACACUUAAAAUAAAUCUAUGUUAGUUGCAUCUGAGGUAAAUGAACUGGUCCAUCUUAAGUGGGGAAUCACCUUUUAAGAGAAUUGGUGAAAUGGAGAGGCCUCCGCUUGGUAAUACUCCAUCCUUAUUAGCCAAUCUGCUGCAUUGUGACAGUGUAUUAUGGGCCAAUCUCAAUAUAUGCUGAGUUUUAAAUUUGGAUGCUGGUUUUUGCAUGAUGACAAUUUAAAAACAUGAAGUAACAAAACUCAAGUGUUUGAAUGUUAAGUCUUCAUCAUAAGUUUGUUAUUACUGACUUGAUCUGAAAAGUAUUUAAUAAAAAUAACCUUUAAUGCU